Molecule: messenger RNA, 2175 nt
Organism: Tachysurus vachellii
Lineage: Eukaryota; Metazoa; Chordata; Actinopteri; Siluriformes; Bagridae
Product: GTPase IMAP family member 4-like
Exons: 4
Coding region: 96-1403 (435 amino acids)
Molecular function (GO): GTP binding
Source: RefSeq, a predicted model, not a curated record
AAAAGAAAAGAUUUGUUUGAUCAAACUAGAGCUACUGCAUGUUAUUACACAUGUAACGUCCUGCUUUUACCUUUAAACUCGCAAGUUUGAUAGAAAUGGCUUCUCAAGAAGAUGCAGCAACACCUAGGAGGAAAAGAAGUAAGAGUCCACCUCCCACAAUGUCUGAGCUGAGGAUCGUUCUGUUGGGGAAGAGACUCCAACACACCAGCAUGGUAGGAAAUUUUAUACUGGGAAGAGCUGCAUUUGAGACUGAAGCUCCUCCAGAUUCAGUAAAGCAGCUCUGUGAGAGGGCCAGUGGACAUGUGGAAGGAACGUACAUCACCAUCAUCAAUGCAGCUCAUUUAUUUAACUCACCACUAAAACCUGAGGAACUGAAAGAGUGUGUAGAUCUUUGUGCUCCAGGACCUCAUGCAUUUUUACUUUUGAUAGAGUAUCACAAAUUCACAGAUGAAGACAAGAACCAUCUAGGAUCAUUACUAAACUGCUUCAGUGAACAAGCAAUAAACUAUGCCUUUGUGAUUGGUAUAAAGCAGGAUUCUAAAAAGAGAAAGUCUGGAGGACAGUCAGACGCUUCUAAAAAGUUAAUAGAGGAAUGUGGUCAGAGGUAUCGUAAAUAUAAGCAACUACAGAAAAAUAAGAAGUCACGUGGUCAGAUUUUUCAUGACAUCAGAAAUGUGUUCAAAAAGAAUGGAGGAAAUUGUCUCAUAUGUGAGCGUUCUAAAGAUGUGCAUGAGAAAUUUAUCCAAAGUGAUGAAAACCUUGAGAGAGAGGGAGAGAGGACAACACAAGAUCUUUCUGAUGACACAAAGGAGAAAUCAUCUUUAAUGGGAAGUGUCUUGAAUAAAAUUGUGCGAGAAAGUGAUUCCUCAUUGCCACUGUUGAACUUGGUCUUGUGUGGAAGUGAUGAAGCAUUAAAGACCUCCAUAUCAGAGCUCAUAUUGGGCCAGAGAGACGUGAAGACUGGAAUAGUUGACAGAUAUCGUCUCAGGCUGGAGGUGAUGCCAAGUCUCUACAACACUCAUCUCUCAGAUGAGGAAGUGAUGCAAGAGAUUCUUCGCUGUAUCUCUCUUGAUAAUCCUGUCCACGCUUUUCUUUUCAUCAUUCCUGUUGGUCCUCUCACAGAUGAUGUCAAAGGAGAAAUAGAGAUGAUUCAAAGAAUCUUUGGUUCAAGAGUCUGUGAUCAUAGUUUAGUUCUUUUUACCAGAGAGAAUUUUGAUGAAGCUGCUGCAAGUAAAUUUGUAGAGAAAAGUUCAGAAAUGGAAGAAAUUCAAAACAUGUGUGGGGACAGAUAUAUGAUCUUGGAGAAAGAAAAAAAAAGGAGAUAUAAACAGGUGACAGAACUGAUAGAGAGAGUAACACAUAUGAAGAUAUUCUCUUCAUUUGAAUAUAUUGUCUUCUGGUAAAGUAGGUUCCUGACUUUUGUAUACUAUCUGCUUAACUCACUUUGUUCUAGAGUAGUGUGAUUUGAAUUGUUAUAUUCUAUACCAUUGUUGAUUUUUAUAGUGUUGGUCCUUGUUGUUCUCUCAGCUGAUUAAUCAGGAGUAGUUUCAGUCUACCUUAAGGUGUGAAUUGGGGGCAGGGCUUACCUAUUUAAAUUGAAGGUGAACCAGCCUACUCUUCAGUGUGCUUUAACUCUCUUCAUUUGAAUAUAUUGUCUUCUGGUAAAGUAGGUUCCUGACUUUUGUAUACUAUCUGCUUAACUCACUUUGUUCUAGAGUAGUGUGAUUUGAAUUGUUAUAUUCUAUACCAUUGUUGAUUUUUAUAGUGUUGGUCCUUGUUGUUCUCUCAGCUGAUUAAUCAGGAGUAGUUUCAGUCUACCUUAAGGUGUGAAUUGGGGGCAGGGCUUACCUAUUUAAAUUGAAGGUGAACCAGCCUACUCUUCAGUGUGCUUUAACUCUCUUCAUUUGAAUAUAUUGUCUUCUGGUAAAGUAGGUUCCUGACUUUUGUAUACUAUCUGCUUAACUCACUUUGUUCUAGAGUAGUGUGAUUUGAAUUGUUAUAUUCUAUACCAUUGUUGAUUUUUAUAGUGUUGGUCCUUGUUGUUCUCUCAGCUGAUUAAUCAGGAGUAGUUUCAGUCUACCUUAAGGUGUGAAUUGGGGGCAGGGCUUACCUAUUUAAAUUGAAGGUUCUCCGCUACAGACGCUAGCGUCUGUAGCGGUUUGUAAGUAUCUCUCU